UUUCCUGGAUAGGUCGAAAUUUACAGACAAGACCGGAGAUGUUCUUCUAUUAAUAUUUACUCGUGAAAAAGUAGAGAAUCCAAGAUAUUUGAUGAGAUUUGUGUACUAUUAUUGAAACGUCUUAAAAAAAAACAACAACUGAAAAUAAAUAAAUAAAUACUAAAAUAUUCGAUUUGAUUCUAAGUGAUUAUGGAAGCUACGAAAUAAGACAAUACAGUCGAACUCUAAUAGGACCACAUCGGGAAGCGAUCGUAUUGGUCCUAAUAAACAACAUACACACUAUUUGUUUCUUCAAAAAUUAAUGAAUUAUUCUCAUAGAAUCAAACGAAUGAGUUCUAGACUUGUAUGCACUGAAUGUGAACUCAAGCUGAUUACAGAACUGUUCAACAUCAAUCAUUAUUGUUUACUUGUGACAAACUAAUUAACAAUCACGUGCGAACACUUUUCACAAUUCCAACUCCGCCUCCAGCUUUAGUCAACAGUUGUAUCGGGACAGCAAUGAACUUGAAAUCAUUUUAAUGCGAUAAAACUUCGAUUACUUCUUGCUUGUCAAAAUACUUUGCAAUAAUCUGGAUGGAAUAAGUUUAGAACAAAAACAUUAAAACUGUCCAGGUGAAAAAGGCUUUCAUUUCGACGACAUUGCAGCGUUCUUUAGGGACAGACUUUAGCUGGAAUGUUUCAAUGAACUGUUUGUGGUUGGAGAAAUAUUUAAAUAAAAGAUUCAUUGAACGAAAUCAAUUCACGAAACUCGUUCUCGCAAAUCAAACAUUGAGUCAGAUCAAUGACAACACAUGAACACUGUCCAGAAACAUUCGAUCUACCGUGCGUAUUGGGAACUGAAUCUAGAUCCUUAUUGUUGAAAGUAAAUAAACACUUUCCAAUUUGAUAAGGACCUAAAGCUCCAGAAUGCGUCAUCUCGCUACUAGAUUGUUGUCGUUAGUUCUAUUAACAAUGAGAGUAUUAUCAACCAACUAUUCGGAAUCUUUGGCCUUCCUAAACAGUCGCCUGGCCGAUACAAAUUACAGCCCACAGCUUCGACCUCUGAUCGACCAGAAGGACUUAAUCAAGGUUGAGGUCGCUUUCGAGCUUGUGUCCAUCGUGGAGGUCAAUGACGUCACGCAGAGUUUCACCAUCAAUGGGUUUUUGUUCUUUACGUGGACAGACCAGAUUCUGGCUUGGCACGAUGAACUGGGUGACGAUGUUGAAUUAAUUCAUCCACUGCCAGAGCAGAUCUGGAGGCCUAGGGUCAUAUUCAUGAAUACAUUAGAGGAUAGAGAUCUUUUUGAUGACGAUAAAGCCCCAUUGUUUGUAGGCCGUGAUGGCAGUGUUUACUGGGCUCCUGGAAGUCUAUUUCCAACAUCCUGUCAACUGAACAUGACCUACUAUCCUUAUGAUCACCAGACUUGUGUAAUAUAUCUGGUAGCAAUGACUUUUUCUUCAACGGAGCUCACAUUUUCAGUUAAGGACCCCCACGUGCGGACCAGUUAUUAUACAAUCAAUGGUGAAUGGGAUCUAAAGAGCACCAAAAUCGAGACCUCAGAUCUGAACGCUUCAUAUGUGAAUUUAUCUUCUAUACAGAUAACUUUUGAACUGAAGAGACGCCCAGCCUUCUUUCUGCUCAAUGUCCUGCUCCCAGUUGUCUUCCUUUCUUUCCUCAACAUUUGCGUCUUUGUUAUUCCAGCAGAGUCAGGGGAGAAAAUUGGUUAUGGUAUAACAGUGCUACUGUCUUUGACUGUCUACAUGAGUACUGUGAGUGGCAUGCUACCGAGAUCAUCUCUAACACUACCUAAUGUCAUCAUCUACUUGUUUAUACUAUUUAUUCUGUCCAUGAUUACAGUCCUCUGCAAUAUCAUCAUCGUUCUGUUACAUAACAUGGAAGAGAAAAAAGAAGUUUAUCUGAGAGCCCAAGAUAACUUCUCGUCUGCAUUUACAAGAGUGAACUUGAUAAACCGCGCCAUUUCCUCCAUGUCCAACCCUGACAAAUCUCCGAAUCUUUCUGCCAACAAAACUUUGAAGAUGAAUGGGACUGACGUCACUUCCGGUGAGGAGCGGAAAGACGUCACGCGGCCAAAAGUCAACAACUACAAAUUAAUCGGACGUCAUAUCAAUUUUGUUUUUUUCGUUGUGUUUAUUAUUAUCUAUGCAGCUGUUACACUGGGUUUUAUUUGUAACAUAGCAUUAUCAGAAGAGUAACACAGUGAUGAUAUGAUUUAUAGUAGAUGUGCUAUUUACAAAGGUAAAAGGCUUGAUUGCUCUAAGAGUGAACCCUUACAGUGGAGUCCCUCCCAUUCUCAGAAACAUGAAUCGACUUCGGUGUUUGAUCAAGUAAACCUUAUAGCAGUCAUAAAUGUCUAAAAGUAAGCCUCAUUGUUGGCUGUUGGAAAUUUAGAUUCGAUGUUUCAAGCUGUGAGUUCAUUUCCUGGCAGGAGGUCUGGACCUUCGGUUGUAAGGGAUUAUGUUUUGUCUAUACAAAUAUCUGUUCCAGAAACUUUUUUGAAUCGCGUAGCAGAGUGAGACAUUGUCAUUAUGGCAUCGUUUGAAACCUUGCCUCUGUGACUAGUACUACUGAAAAAGUAAGUUGCCGUUCAUUUUUCUAAUCCAAUUUCAUUGUGCACAUAGAAUGUAUUGAUAACUAUUUUUUGAAUGCAUGAAAAAUUUUAAAUCUGUGGUUUGUUUAUGAUCGACUUUAUUUGUACAAAAGUUUUACUUCAAAUUGAUAUUCUAGUUUACAAAGACAUUUGAAAUGCUACAUGUAACAAGAAUAAAAUGAUGAACAUCAAGUUUAAUAUUUUGUCAUUCCGAAAAUACAAAAAAAUCUAAAAAAAAUAUUAUCUUUGUUUUAUAUCCAGCUAGAAGGAAAUACGAUGUUGUAAACAAAGUUUGUAUCGAUUAAAUAUAAAAAUGCCGUUAAUUUAUUUGUGGAUUUGUUGGAAUUAUUAAUCUUUGUAUUUUUAUCUUUGUUACCGACUGAUAUGAUUUUAAUAAAUAAAUACAGCACCUUAAGGAAAUAACAGGAAAAUCAUCUAAACAAACAACCAAAAGUGGAAUUUGAUAGAUACACUUAAUUGGACAUAUUCUUACAUGGCGCGAAAAAAACUAUGAAAAUCCAACAUAUUGAUAUAUCUGUGUAAGUACUAAUGGAAGUAUAGAUACAUUUUUUUUAAAAAGGCAAAUGAUAAGGUUUGUGCACUGUUUGGCACAGCAGAGGUCAAACUUUCAAAGGUCUUCCGUUUAUUGAACCGAAUAGUUUCAAUAUGAGCACUGCAUUAGACUCCAACUCUAUGAGCUAAAACUUAUUUUUUAAAAUUGGGCAACUUACAAGCGUAAAAAAGUUUUGAUAGGAAGAUCAACAUCCACGCCUUAAGAUAAUGUUAAAGUAAGAGCUUAAUUCUUUUUUUUUUAUUCAUUUGGCAACAGAGACGGUUAACUGAGCGUCCUUGACACUAAUUGCUUAGUAUUAGUUCAUUGUGAACUUAUCCAAUAAAAAAAAGGACUCUGAAACAAAUAAGAAAAAAAUGUUUUUCAAUGUAUAUCCUCGGUGUUUUAUAUGUUUCAUAGAUUUUUUAUUUUAUAGCUUAUUUUUUCUAUAGUUUUUUUUAUUGUGUGUCACUUGUCUACAUUUUUUUUUAAAUCGUUAAGUGACCAAUACUGUUUACUUAUGUUUGGUUUGAUUUUUUGAUUUUUGAUUUGAUGCACAUCGGCACAAUUUAGGCCAUGUCGUGCCUGCAGUUCCUUAAGGACUACUCUCUCUCUAAACAACAAGG
Molecule: messenger RNA, 3764 nt
Organism: Biomphalaria glabrata
Lineage: Eukaryota; Metazoa; Mollusca; Gastropoda; Planorbidae
Product: acetylcholine receptor subunit delta-like
Exons: 9
Coding region: 907-2193 (428 amino acids)
Biological process (GO): regulation of membrane potential; monoatomic ion transmembrane transport; signal transduction
Cellular component (GO): synapse; membrane; neuron projection
Molecular function (GO): transmembrane signaling receptor activity; neurotransmitter receptor activity; extracellular ligand-gated monoatomic ion channel activity
Source: RefSeq, a predicted model, not a curated record